Molecule: messenger RNA, 9384 nt
Organism: Hyaena hyaena (striped hyena)
Lineage: Eukaryota; Metazoa; Chordata; Mammalia; Carnivora; Hyaenidae
Gene: GABRG3
Product: gamma-aminobutyric acid type A receptor subunit gamma3
Exons: 10
Coding region: 1-1404 (467 amino acids)
Biological process (GO): synaptic transmission, GABAergic; monoatomic ion transmembrane transport; signal transduction
Cellular component (GO): dendrite membrane; synapse; neuron projection
Molecular function (GO): transmitter-gated monoatomic ion channel activity involved in regulation of postsynaptic membrane potential; GABA-gated chloride ion channel activity; inhibitory extracellular ligand-gated monoatomic ion channel activity
Source: RefSeq, a predicted model, not a curated record
AUGGCCCCGAAGCUGCUCCUCCUCCUCUGCCUGUUCUCCGGUUUGCACGCGCGGUCCAGGAAGGUGGAAGAGGAUGAAUAUGAAGAUUCAUCAUCAAACCAAAAGUGGGUCUUGGCUCCAAAAUCCCAAGACACUGAUGUGACUCUUAUUCUCAACAAGUUGUUAAGAGAAUAUGAUAAAAAGCUGAGGCCGGAUAUUGGAAUAAAACCAACUGUGAUUGAUGUGGACAUCUAUGUUAACAGUAUUGGUCCUGUGUCAUCAAUAAACAUGGAAUACCAAAUUGAUAUAUUUUUUGCUCAGACCUGGACUGACAGUCGCCUUCGAUUCAACAGUACAAUGAAAAUACUCACUCUGAACAGCAACAUGGUGGGAUUAAUAUGGAUUCCAGAUACAAUCUUCCGCAAUUCUAAAACUGCAGAGGCUCACUGGAUCACCACACCCAAUCAGCUCCUCAGAAUUUGGAAUGAUGGGAAAAUCCUUUAUACUUUAAGGCUUACCAUAAAUGCAGAGUGCCAGCUGCAGCUGCACAAUUUCCCCAUGGAUGAGCAUUCCUGUCCACUGAUUUUCUCCAGCUAUGGCUACCCCAAAGAAGAAAUGAUUUAUAGAUGGAGAAAAAAUUCAGUUGAGGCAGCUGAUCAGAAAUCCUGGCGCCUUUAUCAGUUUGACUUUAUGGGCCUCAGAAACACUUCAGAAAUUGUAACAACAUCUGCAGGUGAUUAUGUUGUCAUGACUAUAUAUUUUGAAUUGAGUAGAAGAAUGGGAUACUUCACUAUUCAAACAUACAUUCCCUGUAUACUGACUGUGGUUUUAUCCUGGGUGUCAUUUUGGAUCAAAAAAGAUGCUACACCAGCAAGAACAGCAUUAGGCAUCACCACAGUGUUGACCAUGACCACACUCAGCACCAUUGCCAGGAAUUCCUUGCCCCGUGUGUCCUAUGUGACAGCCAUGGACCUCUUUGUGACCGUUUGCUUCUUAUUUGUCUUUGCUGCUCUGAUGGAGUACGCCACCCUCAACUAUUAUUCAAGUUGUAGAAAACCAACUACCACUAAGAAGAAAACAUCGUUAUUGAAUCCAGAUUCCUCAAGGUGGAUUCAUGAGCGAAUAAGCCUACAAGCCCCCUCCAACUAUUCUCUCCUUGAUAUGAGGCCACCACCACCUGCAAUGAUCACUUUAAACAAUUCUGUGUACUGGCAGGAAUUUGAAGAUACCUGUGUCUACGAGUGUCUGGAUGGCAAAGACUGUCAGAGCUUCUUCUGCUGCUAUGAAGAAUGCAAAUCUGGAUCUUGGAGAAAGGGACGUAUUCACAUAGACAUCUUGGAGCUGGACUCAUAUUCUAGGGUCUUUUUCCCUACAUCAUUCCUGCUCUUCAACUUGGUCUAUUGGGUUGGAUACCUGUAUCUCUAAAUGUUGCUGUGGUGAUGAGUAAAGGGCACUAGGUUUUACUCUUUACUUUCACCCUCCCUAGACCAGUAAUGACCAUUUGGAGUAGGAAGGAAAAACACUGCUCAGUUUAUCUGAAGUUAUACAUUACCUUUGAGCAGAGCAGGAGUACAUGGCAACCACUUCUAUUAUGUAUUUUACACUCACACACAAGCGCACGCACACAUAUUAAUUGAUUUUUAAAGUGAUAUUCUUGCUAAUCCCUUAUUGAAUUUGUACCUUGGUGAUGUUUAUGAAUGGUCUUUUGAUAUUGGAAACAGUUGCCAACUGUCAUUGCAAGGAAAUCUGUAAAACAUGCAAGCAAAUAUCUGAGAGGCUCUCUUAUGCCAAGACCCCUUCUAUAUCUUUCCUUAGCAACUCUUAGAAGCACCAGUGCCCACAUGUGUGGAGUCACUGCUUGCUGAGACACACUCAUACUGACCUCAGCUGCCCGUGUUCCUGGGCAGUUUGAGUUCAAGUAUGAACUGCAAUGAGUUUUGAUCCAGGUUCCUCUCUCUGUGGCCUCUUUUACUCUGGCACUAUCAUUGUUAGUUAGCAUUUCUUUAUCUAAUAAUCUCAUCCUUGGUUUGGGAAGGGUGUAUAUGCAUCAUCCACAAGUUUCCAGUUGAGAAAAAAAAUAUGAUUUGCAAAAUUCUCAUGUUGCUGAAGUCAAUGAUGUUGAUUAUCUCCGAACAUCAGAAGGUAAUUACUAAUUCCAAACUACUAAAAGUCAGCAGUAUUUUAAAUUUUCAUUCUUGGAUUAGUUCAGUUGGAGUUCAACAUUUUACCUUAAGAGUUGUGUUUUACUCGACCAAAACACAACCCCAGGGUAUAUGUCUUGGGUAGAUUAUGCUAUUACAGGUUCAAUGAUUAUCUUCAUCUUGCAAAGACAAGUCUACAGCAAUCAUAAGCCUUUGUCUUGAAAAUGUUUUCCGAAGUGUGAAAGAAAUAUAGAUGGAAUUUAAAAUUUUCUUAGUGAAUAUUAACUUUCAAGUCAAAUCAACUUUAGAUGCAAAAAAAAAGGCAAUGGCUAUCAUCAAUGAUAUAUUUUGAUGAACAAAAUUAUUUUAUACUUUGAAAUAUGAAUAUGUAGCAAAAUCCCAAAGAAAAAAUCCCCUGAAAUUAUUACUCUUUUGAUAUUUUUAUAACACAAAACUAAUUUGCUUCUCAAUGUUAGUUCUUUGUUAUAACUGGAUGCCAGUAUGUACUUCACAAGACUCUUCAGAAGACUCCCACCAUUGAUAGGAAAAACAGUCCCACCUGUUCAUUAAUAAUGUAUUAUUACUUUUGGUACUAAAAUUUUGGUACCAGUAUCUCUGUACUUCUCAUCUUUCUCACCUAGAAAAUUGAAUUAAUUUUAUUGGAAACCAUAAAGUUUUAUUUUAAUUAUCUAUUGUAAGUACAAUUAUUACUCAGAAAAAAGGUAAAAUAACAUACAGAGAGAAUAUAUAAAAGUGUGUAUUUCACACAAUUUACUGGAAUGACUACCAGACAUAAAGGGAUGGGAGUAGAAGAGGCUAGAAAAGUAAAAUACGAAUCUGUUUAUAUUUAUGAAACAUCAUUCACAUCAAGUGAAUGCAAAUACAUUGGUAUACGAUCACCCAGCUUUCAAGGACUGAAUCUAUAUAGUGUGAGACAUCCAAGUCCAUUGCUUUCCUUCCUGUGGUCUCCCUGCCUUUUGAUUUGCUAGUUGCUAUAUAGGCCACAAGCCAAUUGGGUUCCACUUAGCAAAUUCAUUUUAAAACUUAAAAUAAUGAUAAACAUUUGUGGAGAAACAAGUUGAACCUAUUGGCUUACAUGAAAUUUCUACUUUAUUAGAGAAUUUCACAUACUGGCAUCCUUGUUCUGUCUCUCAUACAUAAAAUACUCCCCCACACUUGGCAGUGGUGUCCUGGAGGCACUACUUACCAUGAAUCUUACCAUAUCCCACCAAAGCACUGAGUACCAAUGGAAGGUGGUCCAAAGUCAGUCUUCUUCAAACAUAAUUUUCAUCUUUGUGAAUUUAUAAUAUCUAACAAAAUGUAGAAUUUCAACCUGUUAUGUCUUAAAAGUAGUUAUGGAGGGAAAUGAAUUUUCUAGUGAAAUUCUUCUUGGAAGUGAAAUAACCUAAGAACACUUUUAUAAGAUAAAUUUAGUCCAAUCUUUCCUUAAAAAUUAUAUUGAUGCCUCUUAUUUCAAAGCUACUCAAUAUUUGAGAGUUGUUGGCAACUCUUAUAAAAUUAUAUGUGUAGGAUAUACAUGCCAAUAACCUGUUUUCUGAAUCCAACCAUUUUCUCUCUGACCUUAGUCAUCCUGCUGAUUUAAACAUUAGUUCAUGGUUCAUUUUCCUAAAAGGAAAAUUUUAUCUCAAGAGAAUCUCAUAAACGUUCACUCACAAAUUGUAAAAUAGACUCCUGUGCAUACAGCAAUCUACCCACUCUGGGUUCUGACUAAAAAGAACUCAAACAGCCCCUCAGAACAUACCAAUGUCAGUUUCUCUGCAGGCUUGUCUGUUCAAGUUCUCCUUAUCAAUUUCAACUCCUGAUAUAAGCCUUCAGUCCACAGUAUAGGAGAUGGCACGUAAGUGCAGAGCUCAGGGGCUUGCUUAUUAAACACGUAAGAGUUUACCUUUUGGAGGAAGAAAGAGGAGAGGCACAGGAAGAAUGUAAGGAAAAUGUAUCUCUCUUAAAUUGAAGGACUCUCCAUCACCAGUAUGCUUGGUUAGUAGUGUAUGUGUGAGGUGCAUGGGUGUAAGGCUGUUCCACCCAGAUCCAGCACCCUUACAGCUCUGCCCAGCUUGCUUUGCAUUUAGACUUGAGAAAUAUUUUUUGUGUUUUUGUGGCAGCUGGUGAGGAAUUUGCAUAAGUGACUGAUAUUCUAAAGGUGCUACUGUAUUCCUCACUUUUGGAAAUAUUGUAAGUUGCAGAGAUGAGAGUUACGUAUUUUGAAAGGAUUUCUAAUUUCUUACCACUGUGGACCAUGCUGACAACUGUGACUGUCUCUCCUUUAAGCUCCAUCCAGGCUGAGAGGGAGACAAAAGAAAAGGCAUUCCACAUUAAUGAAAUUAGAGAAAAAUUCCUCUUCAGAGCCUAGAAAGUUUCAGUUUCUACAAAGUCUCAGCACCAGUGACCAGAGGAGAGAUUCUCAGGUACUGAGCAGAGAAAGAAAAUGUUAGUACAAUUUACUUUUGACCCAGCCAAUACUGCCCCCCCUUUGACCCAACAUAUGCCUUAAAAUAACAGAUUAAGCUUAUAUCAUAGACAUCUUAUAGAUUUUCAGUUUCCUGUGAUCACAUAUAUUCAUGUCAGGUUUUAUUUAUUGUUUAUUGAUGGAUGGAUGGAGACAGGAUUUUCAGUGUGUGUGUGUGUGUGUGUGUGUGUGUGUGUGUGUUCCAAGCACUCUUAUCCUUAACUGUAUAUCAAAUCAGUUAAGAAUACAGUUUUUGUGGAUUCAAUUGAAAAAAAUGUUUGUCCUCUAUGGCAAAGCAUUUUCAGGCUACAUAAGAGAAAUUGGCACCAAUCUAAAAGUCAGUGACAUAGUGCUUCUGAUGGGAUGUGAGUGUACACAAAGAACCUUCACACCAAGUCUUUUUAUCUGGGCAUACCUUCCUACAGUAAAAGUGUCUAGACAUAUUUUUUGCUUCUCUGCAAAAUAUCAUACUCUGCAAACGAAAGUGGGUAUUUCAUAACCCCAUUUUGCAUUAACAUAUACUUGCCACAACUAGGAAGCAAUGGGGCACUCUAUCUAAAGGGCUAGAAAAAGACAAACAAACCUCUUCUUCCUUGAUUGUUUUUUUAAUCUCAGCUGCCAAUAACUGAAAACGUUCUGUGAUUUAUUUUGCAAACUUGAAGAAUUAUAACUUGUUUCCAAGCAUUAUACUUAUCACUAUAUCAGAUCAAUGUUCUCAAGACACAAAGCACUUUGAAUUCUCUUCAUGAUCUUACAAACAGUUGCUUCUUCUGAGAGUUUAUAAACUAUAUUAAUAUGCAGUUUCAGACCCAAUUUCUGUAAGAAAGAAAAGUUAAUGAAUGAUUUGGGGUAAAUGUAAUCAGUUAUAAAUAUACACUGAAAUGCUCAGAACCCUAUUGUUUUUAAAAUAUUUAGGAAAGUGUCUGGAAAUAAGGGGGUAAAAACAGAUUAUAAAUAUACUGUAAAUGUUAAAUUCACAACUUUAUGCUGAGUCCUCUUCAAAUUGCCCAAAAUUAAGGAAGCUUGCAAUCUGUGCCUAUUUCUUUCUCUCAAAUUUGCCUGUAGGAAACAUUCAGGUUCACAAGGUUUAAAAGUACCUCUACAUUGUAAAAUCAUGUCCAAAGAGCCAAAAAUAAAAAUAAAAAUAAAAUAAAAUAAAAUAACAGUUCAGGCUAAAUGACAAAUCCCUUUUUGUAUUCCUUGUUGACUUAACCUUUUACUUUAGAAAUAAAUUUCUAUCAUUAUAGGGAGAAAGCAGAUACCUGUUGAGAUAACAAGAUAAUAUUUCAGUCACUUACAGCUCUGGGAGAAUAAGAACUUGGCUUCGUUCAUGUUUGAUAGUUUUGAAGACUAGAGACUAGACCAUUUCCAUUCCUCCUUUUAACUUUCUUCUGAUUACAAGUCAGCAAUUCUAGGCUAUAACCUGGUCUAGUUCUAUUAAAGAAAGACUAUUCACUAUUAUUUUUCUUCAAAAUAUCUUUUAGUUAAAUGAUGCUUUGCUUUUAAUGUUGUCAAUAAAAUACCUUAAGCCUUUUAUUACUCUGCUCACACACACACACACACACACACAAAUUUAGACUAGUUUAAAUUAGUGCUAAAAAAUUAGUUGAACAGUCACAAGUUUUCAAUGUUUUGAAGCUAACCAAGUAGAUUUUUCAGAUUACAUAACAUAGGAACAUGAACUAGAAAAUUUGGUAGACAAAACACACAAGCAUGCACACACAUACAUACUUGUGUGCACAAAUGCAUAUGCAUGCAUGUACACACACAUACGCAAACACAUGCACACAUACAAAGCAAACACUGUUUGAAUGCAACAUUCAGGUAAUUGAAGGAAAUGUAAAUUGUUCUGCUUGCAUUAUUCAGAUAAUGGCUUACUUCCACCACUUCAUUUUUCAGAUUUGUAACCACAAGACAGUUUUCUCAGCCCAGUGGACUAGCUCCACAAAGUGAGGGUGAUAGUGGUUCCUGCAGGAAAACAAGAUUCUCUAUGUCUGUUGAAUAGCUUAAGCUGAACAGACUGGAAAGAAUAGUGAGGAUUGAAUUCUAAUAAAGAAAUCUCCCAUAUUGAAAAGGUAGCUGCCACAGUUUCUUUUUUCUGGUUAUUUGGCAUUUCUUCUUUGUUUCUCACACGAAUCUUAUUCACAAAAGGAUUAAAGUUCUUAAUUUCAAAAAAAAAAAAAGUAGAAGUCUUAACAGUCAGACUGAUUUUCAGGAACAAAUGAUGAGUGCUUUUAUUUGUUUAGAAUUUAUUGAAAUAGAUUUUUAUUGUGUACUGUUUAUAUUUGUGAGGAGGGAUUUUAUAGGGUCAGUUUUGUCAAUUGAGUGAAGGCCCCCCAAAUACAUAGAAAAAUAAUUUAGUCACUUUGAUGGGGAUACCAGUCUAUCCCAUAUCUAGCCAUGACAGCCCAGCCAACCCAUCUGCCAUUCAGUUAAGCUGCCCCAUUCAUUUAGUCCAUGCACUGGUUACUGCAAGGUAGGCCUAGAAUCUAUAGAAAGAAGAAAAAUAGAAAAGGAAGAAAAAAAACCUGCAUUCUGAAGUGACUUGUAAUGUAAUUACAAGAUAAGUAAUGAUAGAAAAUUCACAUAACUUGAUGACUAAAAUUUCAAAUUGUGAACCACAUAGGAUAAGAUACUAGAAGGUAAACCAUGAUGCAUCAUCAUAACCAUCAUUAUCAUCAUCAUCAUCAUCAUCAUCAUCAUAACCAUUAUCAUCAUCUAUAUCCUUUUUCAUGUUCCAUACUAGUCCUUAGCUAUUGAUCCAAAACGAAGAUUUAAUGUUUUUACCCCAAAUAAUAACAAAGUGAGAACUUAAAUUAAAAAGAAAAUGGAAAAGCUUAAUUUUAGCUUAAAUAUUAGAUAUGCAGAUUAUAGUUUAAAAGGUUGCUUUCCUAAAAUAUUUCUAUAACUUCUCUGUGUCCCUUCAGUCUUAGUCUGCCUACCUUGUUUCAAUCAAACUUGAAAUUAUACCUUUAGAGAACACUCCACCUAUUUUUGUUUAUUGGUUGCUUCUGGGUUUUUGUUUGUUUGCUUGCUUGCUUUGUUUUACCUCACUUGACUUUUUAAUUCUUUUUCAUGAAGAUAACAUCUUUAUGGCUAAGAACUCUUAUCUCUAAAAUGGAUGCAUCUACAGACACCACAGAUUUUCUUAGCCCAAAAGGACAAUCAAUAAGCUUCUUAUUACACAGUUUGGGUCUAGGCUUUAAUCCCCCCUAAUUUAUCUUGAGACUUUUACUUUUAGAUAGAAGUAGACACAGGCAAAAUAUAUUGAUUAUAUUUACAGUGUUUACUAUUAUAUUAUCUGUUUAGAAUAACUGUAUUAAGAUAUUGUAAAAGAUACUUUCAAUCAUUCUUGACCUUCAAAAUGACUAAUUUUGUGCUAGUGAACAAUGUUUACAUGCAUAUAUUUAUAAAACUACAUGAUAUGUUUUUCUUUACAAGCAGCUCCUGGACUGUGUGAAAGGGUCAUUCCUCAUGAGUGCAUUUUCUAUGGAAGAUACUAGAAGAGUAAUAAUUUUCAGGGAUUGGGCCUGGGUUGUCUUAUAAGAAGCAAAGGGCCAUCUUGUGUUUACAUACAGUGAUGUGUGUAUUUGUGUAUGUAUGUACCUUGGUAAAACUGGAACAACUUAUUAACAUGUGUAUUACUCUACCCACCACCCCAAAUGUAGUUGAAACUAGUAGAAAGGAUCAGUUUUCCUAGUGAUAGUGUAUUAGCUAACUAAGCAUUUAGUUAAGGAAUAAGGAGUGAGGGAGGGAGAGAGAGAGGGAGAAAGAGAGAAACUGACAGUCUCUAUAUUUUCUGGAAAUAUGGGACCAUAUUAUUUCUUUAAAAAAAAGUUAAGUUUAAAUACCUGAUUAGAAGUUGGUUCUGAGUUCAAACAGUCCUGCCUCCUAUUGAGAACUCUUGAUCAUAUUUUUACUUGGGUGCACAUCUGAGUGAUUCCAUGAUCUUUUGUGCAUGUGGCCAGUAUUAUCUUAUUAGGUAGAAGUAGUUCUCAAGAUGUAGGUGGCAAAUAACCGUCCUCACACUUGUUGAUGCAGCUUUCAUGUACAACAUGAGAAAGCAUCAAUCAGGUCUAGUGUGAACAAUGCGACUGUCCUCUCUUUUUGAAGCUUGUGUGGAAAGUAAAACUAUCAGGAGCCCUGGGAGAUGCCCCAGGCAGAAAGGGAGGGAGAAAGAACUGGUCUGCUCUCUGCCUAAAUGGAAUCCUUCUUACUUGUGAAGUCAUCUCAUUCAGGUGGGAGGGAGGUAGAGGGAUUCCAGAGCCUGAGAGCAUCUUGGAAUUGGCUGUGAGCACACAGUGUAGCCGAGUUUGGUCCCGAGAAGGGGUCCACCCUGCUCAAGUGUGUGUGCCCACCUCUCUCCAGGAAAGUGGACCAAGGACCAGGCCAGGAUCCCCACCCUCACCAAGUGGCCUCCAACAGUCCCUGCUCCCCUGUCAUCCCACAUGGACCUGGAAGCCCUGACUCCCAGUCUUCGGGCCAUCUCGGACCCUUCCCCACUAUCCCGAGAUGGUUCUGAGGUCUCACUGUCCUCCUCCCCUCUCACAAGGAUGUAACUCCCUGCUAGCCGUGCAGCUCAGCUCGUGGUGUCCUAGUGAAACGAGGGCGCACUUGCGCCCGACGUGCCUUGGCGACACGGGCGGCACCACGCCCCGCUUCGCCCGUCCGGUCCUGCCGCACCCUCUAGGCCGUGCCCUGCCCUGGGCUAGCUGGGCCUGGUGGCUGGGUCGCCCUCUGUAUUUGUAUUUGGAUUCCUACGUUUGUACUUCUAAUACAAAUAAAUGCACAUGUUGU